This is a messenger RNA of Aegilops tauschii subsp. strangulata, 1410 nucleotides long. RefSeq lists its product as uncharacterized. Lineage: Eukaryota; Viridiplantae; Streptophyta; Magnoliopsida; Poales; Poaceae. The record is from RefSeq and is a predicted model, not a curated record.
CCUUCAUUUCAUUUCCACCACCUGCUCUACUCUGCUCUGCUCCUCCCCAGCCCACGCCCCCGCCCCCGUCCCCCGCCUCCAUCUCCUCGCAUCGCACGCACGCACGCACGCACGCACUCACCUGCGCUGCUCAGAUUCCUUAUUACAUCACCGCCGGCCAGUGCGCAACCACCGCUCCGCCGCGCCUCCUGCUGCUAGCUGCCGCCCCGCCGCCGGCGCCUAAUGCGGGCCGGUGGCUAAGCCUAAGCCCUCCGGGUCCGGGCGUGUGAGAGACAGAGAGACAUGGGGGAGGGCGCGGUGGUGGUGCUGGAGGCGCCCAAGCCCAGGUCGCCGCCGAGGUACCCGGACAUGUGCGGCCGCCGGCGCCUGCAGCUGGAGGUGCAGAUCCUUGACCGCGAGCUCACGUUCCUCAAGGACGAGCUACAUUUACUUGAAGGGGCUCAACCAGUCUCACGUUCUGGUUGCUUGAAAGAGGUAAAUGAGUUUGUUGGUACAAAACAAGACCCGCUAAUACCAAUUAACAAAAGGAAGCACCGGUCCUGCCGUCUUUACUGGUGGAUCAGAUCAAAACUGUGCAUAUGUGCUUCAUGGCUGUGCUGCUCCUGCCAAUGCCUACCAACUUGCAAAAGACCAAUGUGCUUGGACUGUUCAUGCUGCAAACCAAAUUGCUCAUGCUGCAGCCCAAACUGCUGCAGCUGCUUCAAGAUCCCUUCAUGCUGCAAACCAAGCUGCGGCUGCUUCGAGUGCUGCAGCUGCAGCAAGCCACAGUGCUGCAGCAGCGGCUGUAACCCUUGCGGCGAGUGCAAGCCCGAGUGCGGCUCAUGUUCGGGCGGCGGCGGCUGCUGCGGCGACUGCAAGCCAAGCUGCAGCUGCGCAGGCUGCUCCUGCCCUCGGUGCACGGGGGGCUGCUUCAAGCUCCCCAAAUGCUCGUGCGCGCGGUGCUUCAACUGCCAGUCGUCGUGCUGCAAGGGGCAGCCGUCGUGCUUCAGGUGCCAGUCGUCGUGCUGCGACAAGGGAGGCUGCUGCAGCGGCGGGUCGUGCCUGAGCUGCCCGAAGCCGUCGUGCCCCGAGUGCUCCUGCGGGUGCGUGUGGUCGUGCAAAAACUGUACAGACGGAUGCCGAUGCGCCCGGUGCUGUGCUGGCGGGUGCCUGUGUUAAAUUAGGCCACAUGGUGUUUAAGCCUUUCUCUUUUGGUAGUAGUUGCCUUUGUGCUUGCUGUUUAAGCCGUUGUUUGGGUCCGUUCGGGGCCUUGACAUACGGUGGUGUUUCACAUGUAUGUAAAGAAAUAACUUGACCUCCGGAUCACAAGGCGGAGUGAGUAGCUCUAGUAUCAGUAGCCAAGUUAUAUAUAUUGGUGAUGCACAUUGUCAACCAUUUUACAGGGAUUUUAUUUUUAUUUUUUAUUCGGGA